Galeopterus variegatus (Sunda flying lemur) is the source of this 1461-nucleotide messenger RNA. Its product is annotated as retinol dehydrogenase 16-like. The record is from RefSeq and is a predicted model, not a curated record. The transcript is spliced from 4 exons. Gene Ontology annotation, molecular function: oxidoreductase activity. Bases 11 to 1087 code for a protein of 358 amino acids. NCBI's taxonomy places the organism in Eukaryota, Metazoa, Chordata, Mammalia, Dermoptera, Cynocephalidae.
UGAGGACUGCAUGCCAGGGUGCCUGGAGGCUGGCCCGCCUCCCACAGCCCUCUGUGCUCUUAAGUCCUCCUGUCUGAACAGGGGCCAGACUCUUGUUUCACCCCAGCCUGCUGUGUCUGUCCUCUGCAAAGCCAUGUGGCUGUACCUGGCAGCCCUGGUGGGCCUGUGCUACCUUCUGUGCUGGUACCGUGAGAGACAGGUGGUGAGCCACCUCCCAGACAAGUUCGUCUUCAUCACGGGCUGUGACUCGGGCUUCGGGAACCUGCUGGCCAGACAGCUGGACAUGCGAGGCUUGAAGGUGCUGGCUGCAUGUCUGACGGAGAAGGGGGCCAAGGAGCUCAGGGCCCAGACAUCAGACAGGCUGCAGACAGUGACUCUGGAUGUCACCAAGACCGAGAGCAUCACUGCUGCCGCCCAGUGGGUGAAGGAGCGUGUGGGGGACAGAGGACUCUGGGGCCUGGUGAACAACGCCGGCAUCGCCCAGGCAUCGACACCCAAUGAGUGGCUGACCAAGCAGGACUUUGUGGACAUACUCAAUGUGAACCUGUUGGGGGUGAUCGAGGUGACUCUGAGCCUGCUGCCCUUAGUGAGGAAGGCCAGGGGCCGCGUGGUCAAUGUCUCCAGCGUCAUGGGCCGGGUGUCGCUUUUUGGUGGGGGCUACUGCAUCUCCAAGUAUGGCGUAGAGGCCUUCUCGGACUCCCUCAGGAGGGAGCUUUCCUAUUUUGGGGUGAAGGUGGCUGUGAUUGAGCCUGGUUUCUUCAACACUAGCAUAACCAACAGUGAGAGGCUUAUGCAGUCCUUCCAGGAGAAAUGGGACCGGCUUAGCCUGGAAGUCAAGCAGAUCUAUGGCGAGAAGUUUCUGGCAUCCCACAUGAAAAGACUUGUAGUUCUGAAGCCACUGUUCUCACAGGAUCUGUCCUUGGUGACGAACUGCAUGGAGCAUGCACUGACCGCCUGCCACCCCCACACCCGAUACUCAGCAGGCUGGGAUGCAAAGCUUCUCUACCUCCCCAUGAGCUACCUGCCCACCUUCCUGGUGGAUGCCUGGAUGUACUGGCUCUCUUCAGGGCCAGCCAAGGCUCUGUGAAGCCAAGACUGUAGUGCAUGGCAUGAGGAGGUGGGGAAUCAUUAGGGACAGGGAAGAAGCAUGGAGGGAGGGAGCUGUUGCAUCACCAGAGCACCUAUCCCACCUUCUUCUUCAUUUCCUCCAAAGGGUUCUGCUCAGAUAUUACUUAGCACUCUGGGAAUAUUAGGGAAAAGAGCCAAGGAAUUCUGCUGAGGAACAGAGACCCAAUAGCACUCAUUGGUGCCCUGUUUUCCUGGUCUUCACUCAAGGCCCUGAGCCUCAUGGCCCACCUGCCACCCUGAGGAGUCCACACACCUGGGGAGGGUGUGAGCAGGUGAAAGGAUGCUCAGUCCACACCUGUUCUGUCUGCUGCCAUCCUCCUCAUAUUGUGCUUG